AUAUUUAAAACGCAGCGCCGCGCAAACCUGCAGACUUUGACGCUCGCCAACGUGCCCAGCCCAUGAGCUACACAUUUCCCACAAUACAUCGCGGUCCUCCACAUUGGGUUGUUGUGUCCGAAGUGUCAAAAUCCAAGAUGGCGCUCCACCGCUUCCUCCAGUUGCCCUCUGUGCUGCGCUCUGCGGUCAACCAGACUCUGCGCAGGAAUAUCGGCAUGUCUGCGGUCCUGUUCAACCGGGCUAAGGAGCUGGACCCAGUGCAGAAACUGUUCUUGGACAAGAUCCGUGACUACAACACCAAGAGCAAGACUUCUGGCGGCAUUGUGGAUGCAGGCCCCUCUUAUCAGAAGAACAUGUCCGAGGAAAUAUCCAAACUAGAGAGGCUAUACGGUGGAGGAGACCUCACUAAAUUCCCAGAAUUAAAAUUCCAAGAGCCCAAGCUUGAUGAAGUGGCCAAGUGAGUGCUGUUCAUCUUGCUCCACAUAUAAUCAGUGUGUAUUAUAUUUAAUAAAAAAUAGAUCUAAAGAUG
Messenger RNA from Doryrhamphus excisus (bluestripe pipefish), 529 nucleotides. RefSeq names its product ATP synthase peripheral stalk subunit F6 (gene atp5pf). The record is from RefSeq and is a predicted model, not a curated record. NCBI's taxonomy places the organism in Eukaryota, Metazoa, Chordata, Actinopteri, Syngnathiformes, Syngnathidae. Gene Ontology annotation, biological process: proton motive force-driven ATP synthesis. Gene Ontology annotation, molecular function: proton transmembrane transporter activity. Gene Ontology annotation, cellular component: proton-transporting ATP synthase complex.